Molecule: messenger RNA, 4716 nt
Organism: Suillus discolor
Lineage: Eukaryota; Fungi; Basidiomycota; Agaricomycetes; Boletales; Suillaceae
Exons: 28
Coding region: 1-4716 (1571 amino acids)
Source: RefSeq, a predicted model, not a curated record
AUGGCCAUACCAGCACGGGCCACGUCAUCCGCGUUGACACCAGCACCAACAGCAAAUACCACCUUUUCCACACACGCUGUGCCAACGCCAUGCGAAGCACUGCGCACUCAACCAGCACAACCACCCCCAAAGAGCGUUCACCCCCGAAGCACGUCAGCAACUGCGAACGGCGUCGAAACGCGAAUGUGCGAUGGAGAAGGACGAGUGGAGGGAAAGGAGAGAGAUGAUGAGAAGGAUAGAGAGGAGGAAGGUGGACAGAGGAAGGAGGGAGAUGAAGAACGGAACGUGUCACCAACGACGACGUUGCUCCUUUCGCCACCACCACUUGCUGCGACGCCACCACCACCUGCUGCGAUGCCCACACCACCCGCACCACCCGUCCAACGCCAGCACACGCCAACACCAAGCGUUCGACCCAAUGACACGCCGGCAAGUGCCAAGCGACAGCAGGUCAAGGCUAUCCGUAGAUGCGAUGGAAUGGAGGAUUUCAGACCUCUGACUGUUAAUUUAGAGGGACUCUGGAACCGCAUCAAAUCAAGUGCUUGCGACCGUGAGGCAAUUGGUGGUCCACAUAUAGUUUCUAAGAAGCAAAUCAUCGAAAUUGAAUAUUAUCUCUGUCGCGGUGGUAAUUGUGAGGUGGCGCGGGUGAGGGCGGCAGGUAGCGGCGGGGUUGGGAUUGCAGAUGGUCUCUAUCCACUAGGCGACAAUGCUACACAGUUACUUCAGCAUUUACAACCUCCCGCUUCAAUGACAUCGCCAUCAGUAUCUCCAAACGGUCCAAUGAACUUAGACGCCAAUGUGGAUCAAGAAGCUGACAUGGUCCAACCGAAUGGUCAACGCAUGAAUGUUCCUACACAGUGGACUCACGGCAAGGACAUGGCCACCACGAGUAAUGUAACAGCUGAUGGGCUGAUCUCAAGUAUGGCAGCUUCCCACACGGACUCCAGGAUGUACAAUCCUGAAAGGUGGGUUGAAAGCAUUAGCUCUCAAGUUGUCGAAGCUCGGAAUUCUUUGGACAACUCGCUGCAAUCUGUAGUGAGGAGAUGCGGAGUUCUCUCUGCCAAGGAGGUUGGUGGCAACUUUCUCCUUAUGCUCAAUAAAAUUCAGCUCCUUGUCGAAACUCAAAGUACUUUACAAAAUAUUGGUGAUGUCUAUGAAGCUGAAAUUGCUAACAUGACUGGAGCACCAUCUCUGAGAACUUUCAGAGGGUUUCUUGGAAUUUGGGGAAAAUGUUAUGAAAUCCUGAUAGUGCCACUUAUAACUUCGCGCAUCAUUCCUACAAUAAAUCUACUUCACAAAAGUCUUCCUCUUGCUCUCAACAGCAUAGACUGCACUAAUCUCAAGAGUUCCGAUAGUUUUUUUGACAACAUCAAAUUCAAAGGCAUGAUGAUCUCUCCCUUGGACUCAUCCUCUGGUGCAUCAUCUGCUUCAUCAGUCACUAAUCAAGCACCAUCUCAGCGACUUUCAGCAAAAGUAAUCUACACCAAUUAUGAUCGCAACUUGCCGCAAAAUCGCAGCUUCACGAACCUUAAUCAUGAUGAAAAUGUUGCAGCGACUGCACAUGAGAGGAAACUAGCUAGUGCUGGUCAUUUAAUCACAGAUUUGGCCAUGCUUGAGUCUAAGCUGCAAGUGUUCUACCCAGAAGGAUACAAACUGCCUAGACAAUAUCUACGUAUUUCUAUGUCUGCACUUGUUGAUGGCACUGUUGACAUAUGCAACAAGGAUGGCUCUCUUAUGGCAUUCAUUUGUAGUGCGAUGCCUGCAAAUAUGAGGGAGACUUUGCAUGAGAACCUCAUAGCAUGCUUUGAUGGUGUCCCUAGUCUCACAUAUCGUACACCAGCUGAUCAUGGCCAAGCGUUUACUUGUGCUCAUUUCUCCUGGUAUAAUCGAUACGCUACACAAGGCGAAGGAGCACCUUCUGAAGUGCACCCUCACAAUCUACACAUUCAGAACACCAGUCACACAAAUUUCUCUCAAAUGAUUCCAUACCCCUCAAACAACAUGAAGGAUUUUGGACAACUUUUCACCAACUUGGUCACCGCCUUUCAAGAUUCAAUCGCCUUACUGGUUCUAACUCCACACUAUCAGUUUCAGAUGCAUCUACCAGAAGAAUACAAAGUUUUGAUCGAGAUCGUUGAUUUGUUGCCAGGAAGUCCUGGUUCACCAGUGGCUCCUUUUGUAUCUCUGGUCGUGAACAUUAAUGUUUGCACUUUGUCGCACAGAGAUGGUAAAGACAAAGAUCUUUGUUUGGUCUUAGCUCUAGGUCAAUUCACAGGCGGUGCUCUGGGUUUGAAAGAGCCAGGUCUGGUUUUGGAGCUUAGGAAUGGGGACUUCGCAAUAUUUGGCUCUGACAAAACAACUCAUUUCAACUUAGAAUAUGAGGGGAAGAGAGCUUCUUUUGUUCUACAGACGGAUAGGGAAUUUUCCAAGUGGCAAGAUGGGCGGAAUGGGUGGCAACACAAUGUAUUUCGCUCACCUCUUUCACAAACUCUUGGUUCUGCACAGUUCAGUCUGAGUCUCAGCUGCAGCCGGGCUACAUUACUCUUCUUAGUGCUGAUGAAAACACGCCCAUCAAACAAGGAUGCUCACCCUGGACUUGUGGACCAGCCUGCCAGUAGAAAAUGUACAAGGGACGAUGGUUCAGAUGAUGGGUCAGAUGUUGAACUCGUGGAAUCAGCCAAGGUAAAGGCAGCCAGAGAAAAACAACGCAUCAAGGCAAAUGAAAGGGCAGGCAAAAUGGCCAAAGUUGCAAAGGUGCAGAACGACCUUGCUGAUGAAGCUAACCUGCAAAAAAGUCAGGCACUCCGCCCUCCUGGACUGGCAAGCAAGAAAGCUGUGAGACAACCUGGAGGCAAAUCUCAAAUAUCUUCAGUCGAUGCUGAAGCUGAUGAUGAAGUAGACUCAGAUCUGAUUAUUGAUGACAGUGGAGCAGAGACCAAUAGACCUUCAAAGUCUCGUGUGAGUGCAAGGGAGGAAAUUGCAAACAGGCGCCGGCAAUCUCAAGUAAGCGAUGAUACUAAUGUACCACCAAGCAAGAAAUCCAAACAAGGGCACACAAGCAAGACUUCUUCACCUCCUGGAAUUACAAGUGGCACACUUCCAAAUUGGCGCUCAAUAGUUGAAGAUGAAGUUCCCAAUGCAAGAGCGUCUUCAAAACCCAAGUCUUCUGCUUUAGGCAUGAUAUCGGAAUCACAAUCAAAUAACCAGCGCAUUCAACCUUAUAGCAGUAUAUUUGAUGAUAUAGAUGACAACAACAUUCCUCCGCCUCCAAACCAAUUGCAGAACCAGAAGUCAACUGCUAUCAUAACUCAAUCAUCAUGUAGUGACCUCGUAAACUUAGAGCAAAUAUUGGCAGACCUCACCACUCUCAAUAAUCUGCAAAAAAAUAGCUCAGGUAGGGAGGGAGACCGUAUAGAAGAUGAUAUAGAAGAUGUUCAGGAACCUAGCCCACUGGAUGCUCCAAUGAAGGCUCGUAAUGAGUUAGACUCUACGGAAGAAGAUUCAGACACAUUUAAGCAGAAGAAGGACUAUUCAGACGACGACUUCUUAGAUGAAGAAGAUUCAGAUGAUGCUAAUAAGAAAAAGGUGUCUCAGAAGAAGACUAUGGCAAAGAUGCCUUCAUCACGCAACAAGGUGGCCACUAAGAAAAUCAAGUCGGCUCAUCUGAAAAGAGCAUCUGAACCUAGUACCAAGUCGUCAAUGACGAGGCAAAAACAUGUUCAUGCUAAACGUGAUGUUAAAGCAACUUCCAACAGUGUCUCUCGAUCUUUAGAUGUUCUCAAGGAGAAGCUGCCUAAAAGCUCAAGAGUCCAAGCUACUACCUCAGAAAAAAGACAACGUACAUUCAAAGAUGAAGAUCUUCCUAGAUGUGCAUCGCUUGCCACCUUCAAAGCAAGAGCAAUUCCGAUGUGGAUUAACUUCAUAGGGUGCUUGGAUAAUCCUUGGGAUUUGAUUCCACAUCUUUCUUCAGCUCAGGAGCUCUGGGACAAACUCUUCAUCAAUUCAACGCACCAGUUGACCAAAAAGAAUGAACCAGUCUGGUAUCUGCUCAAACAACGAACAUAUGAUUUUCGCAAAACCCUUGCAAAGCAGUCUGAGCUUGCCGUUAUCGACUUUUUCACUAAUCAUGAAAAUUUUGAUGAGCCUGAUGAUAUUGCAGAUUGGGUUGCUUGGGCUGUUCCUGAACCAAAGGAAGAAGUUAGAGAUGAUGGACAACGAAUACUCGUAAAUCCACCUAUCUAUCCCUUUAUGUGGCAUUCAGUUGAUGAUACUGACUCUCAGCACAUUGUGAAAGAGGGUCCAUUUCUCACAGACGUCAUACUCAAUACUUUCGCAUAUUACCUGGAGGUCAUCGAUCAACUUCCCCUGCAGAGUAGGAUGAAGGGCAAGCCAUGUGGCGCCCUUGCAUUGACUGUUGUAGCGAGUGAAUGCACAUUUAGACAGUGGUCAACAGGUGAAUGUGUGCAACCAGACAGCAAGACAGGUGAUGCGUUCUCAGAGACACAGUGGGGAUACGCAACUCAAGAGGUGAUGGAGUCUAUCGACUAUCUUUCUGACAAGAGAUGGAAGAAGAUUUUGGAAUUAGCAGAGCCCUUCAAAGGACGCUAUCAAGCUAAGGCACGAUCAAGAGGAGCCAUAACUCUGAGGGCAACUGGAACAUCUGGACGUGCAGCAUGUUUUGCUUCGGAUACUGAAUCUGAGAGUGACGCAACUUGA